AUGGCUAAUCUACUCAUCGACGAAGACGUUGCUGAUCACCGCGUCAAGGCUGACUUCUUCGCCGAUGGGGGUGGCAACCAUGCCGAGGUUGUCGAUGAGCUCCUCGAAGUAUUCCCGCACCUCGCCUUGAGGGAAGACCGGAUGCAGGGUGAUGAUGGAAGUGGGGGUCAUACUCCCAAGGACUUCAACGAGUGUGUUAGCCAAGAACAGCUAGAUGAUGCCAAGAGAGAGAUGCACGAGGUCGUCACCAAGGCAGUCACCGAGGUGAUCAUAGGCCUCAAGCUUGGUGAAAUCAUUGAGAGGGUUGACAGGCGGAUAUCCACGCUUACUGACAGGAUCGAUGUGCUGGAGGCUCGUCAACAGAACAAUCAAGAUGAGGACAUGGUGUAUGAUGACAAUGGUAAUAUAGAUGAAGCGGCCACACGGGAAGCACGGCUACGCCAUCGUCUUCGCCGCAAUACACAAGGUAUGGGUGGUAUUCACAACCACAACCACAACCACCAUCAAGGUAAUCAGAAUAGUGUACCAGAUGAUCCUUAUGCUAAGGUUAAGUUUACCAUACCUUCCUUUUCGGGAUAUUAUGAUGUUGAGGGGUACCUUGAUUGGGAGAUGACAGUAGAGCAGAAAUUUAGUGCACACCUUGUACCUGAGCAACAUAGAGUUAGACAAGCAACUAGUGAGUUUAAAGAUUUUGCUAUCGUUUGGUGGACCGGUCUAAUUGCUGAGGAUGCUGCACCUACUACUUGGAAUGAUCUUAAGUCUGCUAUGCGUGAUAGAUUUGUUCCCCCAUCUUACCAUAGAGAUUUGCGUAAGAAAUUGAUGCACUUAGAACAGGGAGAUAAAACCGUGCAGGAUUAUUAUGGUGAGCUUCAAAAGGGUUUGAUGCGUUGUGCCAUAGUUGAGGGAACUGAGGAUGCUAUAUGUAGAUUUUACUCGGGUUUGAGGCGUGACAUUCAGGACAUUGUUGAUUACAAAGAAUUUCACACUGUCAACCAGUUGUUUCAGUUUGCCAUGCUUGCAGAGAAGGAGUUGCAGGGACGUGAUUUGCAGAGCAGGAGCAAGGCCACCUACACCCCACACUCGGCGCCAUCUUCGGGGCUGACCAAGCCUUCCUCUUUUCGAUUGCCCCCACCUGCGAGCAACAAGCGACCAGCAGCUUCGGAAGCUGCCACAAUGCCAAAACCAUCUCCUGCGCGAACUUCAGACUCAGGUAAAAAGCUUUUGCAGGAGCCAGCCAAGAGUUCGUCCUCCGUGGCCUCGAUGGGAGGCACGACCGUUCAGUGCCACCGCUGCCAUGGAUUUGGACAUGUGCGGAAGGAUUGCCCAAGUCAGCGGGCAUACAUUGCUACAGAAGAUAGCUACAUUAGUGCCUCCAACAUUGAAGAUGAAGAAGAAGAAGAAGCAGAAGAGGCUGCGGAGGGCGGCCAUGUUCUGGGUAGCGAGAACACAGCAGCCUUCAGGAGCAUCAUUGUGAAACGAGUGCUCAGCGUACAGGCACAACAACCAGAGAAGCUCAACGCCAUAAUUUGUUCCAGAUUUUCUUCGUCAUCAACAAUCGGCGAGCGCGUGUCAUCAUUGAUGGAGCAAGUUGCUAAUUCUGUUUACCCACUUAAAAAUGAUAAGUCUGCACCUAGUUCCAAGACUGAUGGGAUUAAAUUGAAGGGUGGAGUUUUACUUGCUAGAAAAUGCGACCUUGCUGAAAUUUCUGAUGAUGAUGAGUUUGAGGACAUUUUUCCAGCUGAGAUACCUCCCGGACUGCCACCUAUGAGGGGAAUUGAGCAUCAGAUCGACUUGAUUCCGGGAGCGACUUUGCCUAACCGAGCUGCUUAUCGAACCAACCCCGACGAGACUAAGGAAAUUCAGCGCCAAGUCCAAGAGCUUUUGGACCGCGGGUAUGGAAUUGAGGUGGAUGAGACUAAAAUUGAAGCCAUAAAGAGCUGGCCGGUUCCCCAGACCAUCACACAGGUGAGGAGUUUUCUUGGUCUUGCAGGAUUUUAUCGCCACUUUGUCAAAGAUUUCAGCACCAUUGCUGCGCCGCUGCACGAGUUGACAAAGAAGGGUGUGGUGUUCCGUUGGGGAAAGGCACAUGAGGAGUCCUUUUGCACUUUGAAGGACAAGCUUACACAUGCUCCUUUGUUGCAACUUCCAAAUUUCGGUAAGACUUUUGAGCUUGAAUGCGAUGCUAGUGGAGUUGGCAUUGGAGGUGUCUUGAUGCAAGAAGGAAGCACAUAG
Molecule: messenger RNA, 2232 nt
Organism: Panicum virgatum (switchgrass)
Lineage: Eukaryota; Viridiplantae; Streptophyta; Magnoliopsida; Poales; Poaceae
Exons: 6
Coding region: 1-2232 (743 amino acids)
Molecular function (GO): zinc ion binding; nucleic acid binding
Source: RefSeq, a predicted model, not a curated record